GUGAAGGGAUGAGAGAGAAGAAAAUGUAAAAAAAAUAAUAAUAAUAAUAAUAAUAAUUAAAAAAGGAACAGGGCAAUUUAACCAGCUAUACAAACACUCACCAGCACACAUGAAUACACAUGGUUGACACUGCCAGACUGCUUGACCUCUGGACUGUAUCCUUCUUAGAGGACUGAGCAUCCCUUUGCAUACAUCCCUCUCCCUCUCUUUCUUACACGCACUUGUUCUCUCCCUAACUUCUACUAAACAAAGUGGUUAUGGGGCAGGCCUCAUUCAGAGGUGCCUUGAGCUGUGCCCUUCUAGCCUUUAUGUUGGGGGGAAGUGUAGAUCUGGGGGCUUUGCCAGUCGGAUUUUAUCCCCGCUUCACACCUUUUUUCUUCCUGUGCACCCAUCGUGGAGAAGUGGAGCAAACCGGGCUAGCUGAGGGUGGGGGAGAGAUGCUGCUUACCUUACAGAUUUCCAACAACCCAACAGCCUACAUCCCGGGACAAGAGUAUCAAGUGACAAUCUCUACUAGUUCAUUCUUCGAUGGCUUGCUAGUCACUGGUCUUUACACCUCCACCACUGUCCAAGCAGUACAUGUCGCUACUCCUGCUUCUCCUGGAUUUGGAGUGAUCUCAGAGCAGCAGUUUGGGACUCAAUUUGUUUGUAGUGUGGUGGCAUCUCAUGUCAGUCUCCUGCCUACUACCAGUUUCAGAUUUGUGUGGAUCGCUCCACCACCUGGCACAGGCUGUAUAAACUUCUUGGCUACAGCUAUGCAUCGUGGACAGAUAAUGUUUAAGGACACUCUGGCCAAGCAGUUGUGUGAGCUGGAAGCUCCAACUGAACCUCCACUGCAGCCUAGUUUAGCUGAAAUACAUGGAAUCCAUGCAGUGCUUCGUGAUGAUUUUGACUCUAAUCUACAAGGAGCACUAGAUGGCAGAAUCUGGUCAAACUGUAGUAACUGUGUGGUGGGGGAGCAGUGUGGUGUGCUCUUGUAUGGUAAAGCAGUCACUUUCUGUGAACCUUUUGGGGAAAGAGAACUGAUAACAGUGGCUCUUAAUACAAGCACUGCUUCAGUACUUCAUUUUUCACUGGGUUCUGGAUCCUGCCGUUUUAGUUAUUCCGAUCCCAGCAUAACUGUCUCCUAUAGACUGAGAAAUUCAAGUGUCUGGACCACCUUGGAGAAGAUCAGAGCUCCCACAAAUAGCAGCACAGUAGUACAUCUACUUACAGUACCACCAAGUUUCAAGGAAGAGGCUGUGCACCUGAGGUGGUCCCAGGAGGCUGCAUUGGGGCCUAAUGGCUAUGAAUCUUGCUGGGGAUUGGAUAACAUACUGCUGGCCAACAUGGAUGACAGACCCACACUACUGGAGGAUAACCUUGAUCCUCCUGAUACUGCCAACUGGAUAUUUUUCCCUGGAGCAAUUAUAAAGCAUGCCUGUCACUCAGAUGGGAGCUCCAUGUAUUUCCAUGGUAGAAAGGGAGUUGGGCAUAGCUAUGCCUCAACCAGGGACAUUGAUAUUCACCGGGAAGAAGAACACCACUAUUGGAAGGAGGACUUUGAGAGCCCACCUAAAGGCUGGAACAUUGCCGGAGCAGUUUAUGGAACUCACUGUGGAGAAAUUGAGUCAGGCUCUGCACUAGUAUUCCUUGGGCUUGGAAAAAGAAAAGUGUGUACCCCAUACCUGGACACAACCAUUUAUGGAAAUUUGCGCUUCCACUUCACUAUGGGUGCUGGUGAAUGCGAUCCAGGGGAGUCACAUGACAAUGAUGUUAUCCUUUUUGGUCGGUCAGAAGGUGGAAGAGAACAUGUUCUGUUAGACACACUUCCAUUUUCAGCCUACAGGACUCCUAGUGUGGUGUCGGUUGCGUUGCCUACAGAGCUUCAGACUCCUGUGACUCAGUUCUGUCUGGAGCAGAGGUUUCAUGCAGGAGCAAAUCGUCAUGUCUGGGCACUGGAUUGCCUAGAGCUUCUGCCAGUGAUGCCUGCUGCCUACACACACAUGGCCCAGUUUUCUAUUAAUAUUGGAUGUGGCUCCUAUCAGCUUACUAACAGCAUCAACUUGGAGUUUUCAACCAAUCAUGGUCGAUCCUGGUCUCUUUUGUACAUGGAGUGUCUACCUGAGUUAUGCUCUGGACCACAUCAUCCCCACAGCACAGUCUACUCAUCUGAGAACUACAGUGGAUGGACAAGGAUUUCCAUCCCUCUUCCCAAUGCUGCCCUCACAGAGAGCACUCAGUUUCGUUGGAUACAGACUGGAAAUGGAAUUGGCAAUAUUUGGGCCAUCGACAAUGUAUAUAUCGGGCCAGCCUGUCUGCGUUUUUGCUCGGGGAGAGGACAAUGCUCACGCAGUGGAUGCAAGUGUGACCCGGGUUUCAGUGGGCAAUCUUGUGAGCUAACGACUCAGAACUUUCCUGCAUUUCUGUCAGAGGGAUUUUCAAAUCCAAGACUCUCAUCUUACCACAGCUUCUCCUCUCUGCAUGGGGCAGAGGUCAGCUUUGCUUGUGGGGUUUUAGCCAGUGGGAAGGCCUUGGUUUUCAAUAAAGACAGCAGGAGACAUUUGGUUACUGCUCCACUUGAUGGCUCUCAGGCCAGGUACCUGCAAUUUACUCUGAGGCUGGGCAGCCGUAGCAUCUUAAGUUCCUGUCCUCCACCAGAUCAGCCAGGGGAGGGAUUGUUGCUCCAUUAUUCAUUUGAUAAUGGCAUCACCUGGAGCCUACUGCAACAUUACUCUUAUGAAGGCUUUCAUGAGCCCAGGAUUGUGUCAGUAGAGCUCCCACCUGGUGCACAGAAGUUUGGGGUACAGUUCCGCUGGUGGCAGCCACACCACUCAGGCAGUGGGCAGGAUGUUUGGGCACUAGAUGAGAUCAGCAUGACAUCGGUGCUCUUUAACACCAUCAGUCUGGACUUCAGCAAUGUGUUGGAUGUCACACAAAAUCUGGGGUUCUACUUGGGACGUGUGCAGCCCUACUGCAAGCAUGAUUGGACUCUCUGUUUCUCUGGGGAAACUACUCUUGGCUCCAGUAUUCGCUAUGUGGAGACUCAAUCCAUGCAGAUUGGCGCCUCCUACACAUUACAGUUCUCCCUGAUAAUGGGCUGUGGUCGCGAUCCUUCCCCUCAUAUUGACACACAGGUCCGACUGGAGUUCUCUACCAAUCACGGUUUAACCUGGCACCUAGUUAGAGAGGUAUGUCUUCCAGGAAUGCCUAGUUGUCCUGAGUUUACUGCACCUAGUGUCUACCAUCCUUCUGAGUUCAUUAAUUGGAAAAGGAUUACCAUUCCUCUACAUCAAAAAACAUGGUCUAGCGCCACGCGAUUUCGCUGGAUCCAAAACUUCUAUGGUGAGCAAGAUGAGUGGGCCUUAGACAAUAUCUACAUUGGGCAACAGUGUCCACUAAUGUGCUAUGGACAUGGCUGGUGUGACCAUGGUCACUGCAGGUGUGAUGAUGGCUUUUUUGGUACAGAAUGUCAGCCUACCUCAACACUGUCAUCCAGUUUGUUGUCAGAUUUUGAGUCCCUGUCAGCUCUAAGGACCACAUGGCAGGAGGUUAUUGGUGGGCAGGUGGUGACCCCUGACCAGGGUUGUGGUGUUGUGUCAUCUGGAUCUUCUUUGUAUUUUAGCAAGGCAGGACUGAGACAGCUAGUGAGCUUUAAUCUGGACACAGAAUGGGCAGAGUUUGUGCAAUUCUACUUGCGUGUGGGUGGUGACAGGGUGGAGUGCAACCAACCUGACAGCAGGGAGGAGGGAGUGCUUCUACAGUAUAGUAACAAUGGUGGCAUUAGCUGGGGUCUAAUUGCAGAACUGUACUUCACUGACUUUACGAAGCCUCGGUUUGUCCAUUAUGAGCUACCUCUGGCUGCUAAGACACCAUGUACGCAGUUCCGCUGGUGGCAGCCUCUUCAUUCGGGUGAGGGUUACGACCAAUGGGCAAUUGAUGAUGUCAUCAUUCUCUCUGAGAGGGAGAAGCAUGUCAUUCCAAUUGCUAAUCCUACUCUUCCACAGAACUUUUAUGAGAAGCCAGCCUUUGAUUACCCACUAAACCAAAUGAGUGUCUGGCUGAUGCUGGGUAAUGAAGGAAUGGACAAGGAAAGAAAUGGUAGUUUUUGUGCCCCCAUACCUUCUGCCAUGGUAUUUGGAAAAUCGGAUGGGGAUAGAGUUGCUGUGACCCGAGACAUAGCCCUCAGACCUGGCUACACAUUGCAGUUUAAGUUGAACAUUGGCUGCAAAUCAGAGUUCAGUGCAACGGCACCUGUAAAGCUCCAGUAUUCCCAUGAUGCCGGGCGCACAUGGGCUCUGGUCCAGGAGGGCUGUUUCCCAGGCUUCAAUGGAAUAGCAAGCUGUAAAGGCAGAGGCCUUGAGUUUACAGAGCCUACUGUGUUCAAUACUGGAGACUAUGAGCGUUGGACAAGAGUUACAGUUGUAAUUCCACGCAAUGUGGCUGCAAGUAAGACACGUUUUCGCUGGAUCCAAGAAAGCAGUGUACACCAGGAUGCUAGUGCAUUUGCUCUAGACAGUGUUUACAUUUCUGAUCCUUGUCCUAAUUAUUGUGGGGGUCAUGGGGACUGCAUAUCAGGAGUAUGCUUCUGUGACAUGGGGAUGGAAGUGGAACAGGAUAGCUGUGUGCCCUCUGUGCCAAGCCCUACUGAGCUAAUCGAGGACUUUGAAGGAAAAUUAAGUGAUCUCUGGGAAUUAAUUAGAGGGGCUCAGAUAGGGGAUGGUUGUGGAACCAUCAAUGAGGGAAAGGCUCUAUACUUUGGUGGUUCUGGGCGACGAGAGGCUCGCACUGUGCCAAUGGACACCACCAGCACUCGGCUUGUUCAAUUCUACAUUCGGAUUGGUGGGAAGAACAUGGGCCCAGCAUGCACUAAGCCUCACUCUUGGAAUGAAGGGGUGAUUGUGCAGUACUCCACUAAUAAUGGGGUACAGUGGGAAUUCUUGCGUGAGUUAGAAUUUGACUCAUUUCUAGAACCACAAUUGGUGACCAUUGAACUACCUUCUCAAGCAAAGGCACCUUACACUGUGUUCCGCUGGUGGCAACCUGAGCAAGGAAAACACACAGCCCAGUGGGCUCUUGAUGAUGUACUGAUUGGUAUGAAUGAUAGUGCCAGAAGUGGCUUUCAUGACAAGUUUGAUGGUUCAUCACCCUUAAGGCACAACUGGUUCAGGGUAGUUGGAGGACAGGUGACAGUUGAUUGUCUGUCCAUGGACACAGCCCUAAUUUUCAACUCUGAUUUAGAAAACAAGCAUCUCCGCUAUGCUGAAAGUUGGGACUUUGAGGUGUCAGCUUCCUCAUUUCUACAGUUUGAUCUAAGUAUGGGCUGCAGUAAAGCUGUGACACCAACCCAUGGUGUCCACCUGGAAUUUUCUACAGACUGUGGCCACCAAUGGACAUUGGUUACACCUGAGUGUGUACCACCUGCAGUUGGAUGUGGUAGAUAUACUCAGAGCUCCAUCUAUAGUACUCCCCAGUACUCCCAGUGGAGGAGGGUCACUGUUUAUCUGCCCAGUGCUGCCAAUUCUCCUAGAACAAGGUUCCGCUGGAUCCAGCCUCACUUCUCUCCUGGAGCAGAUACCUGGGCUCUUGACAAUGUAGUACUUGCAUCUGGCUGCUCCUGGAUGUGCUCAGGGCAUGGCCUAUGUGACAAUGGACACUGCAUAUGUGACAGGGAUUAUGGUGGGAUACACUGCGUGCCCAUGGCUCCUCUUCCAUUUGGCCUUAGGGAAGACUUCAAUGAGAAUCUGGAUCCAGAGAUUUGGCCUGAGCUGUAUGGAGCAGAACGUGGCUUGUUGAGUGGAGAGCCUCUUAAAUCAGGCACUGCUCUCAUCUUUAAAGGGGAAGGAUUGCGCAUGCUGGUUUCACAGGAUCUGGACUGCACCAGCAGUCUGUACAUCCAGUUUUCAUUUAAAUUUAUCGCAAAGGGAAUCCCAGAACGUUCUCACUCCAUCUUGCUGCAAUAUUCAGUGAAUGGAGGAAUUAUCUGGCUACUGCUGCAUGAGCUCUACUUUUCUUCCUCCACUGACACUGUACUUCUGCAUCUGCCGCUUCCUUCAAGUGCCCAGACUAAUGCUACACGCUUCAGAUUGUGGCAGCCUUACAAUAAUGGCAAAAAGGAGGAGGUGUGGGUCAUUGAUGAUCUUAUCAUUGAUGGCCACUCUUUGAACAGUUUUCCAGUUCUCUCAGAGAGUUUUGACAUUGAGCCUCAGGAUUCCAACUGGCUGUUCUACCCAGGGGGCAAAAUUGACAGCUACUGUCUUUACCAGAAAUUAGGACUAGAGGAUGAACCAUCCUUGGUAUUUAUGUCUAGUGAAUUGGGAGAACAUUCCAUCACCACUAGAAAUAUUGAUGUCAAUGAGAACACUAUUCUUCAGUUUGAGAUAAAUGUGGGCUGUACAGCAAUAAGCUCUUCAUUAAAUUCUGUGCGUCUGGAGUUCUCCCACAACUUUGGGGCCACAUGGCACCUUUUAGUUCCUUUGUGCACAGGUAGUCCAAUACCCAACAGUCUUUGCUCAAAUGAGCUCCAUCCAGCCAGCAUAUACUUCCCGGGCACACUUCAGGGCUGGAGGAGGGAAAUGAUUCAUGUUGGUAAACUGCAUCUAUGUGGAUCUAUACAGUUUCGUUGGUACCAGGGAUUCUAUUUGGCUGGCAUGACACCUCCAACCUGGGCUUUGGACAAUGUUUAUAUUGGUCCUCCAUGUCAAGAUAUGUGUAGCAGCCAUGGGACAUGUAUGAAGGGCACUUACUGCAAGUGUGACAAUGGUUACUCUGGCCCAAAUUGCUCUGUUGCAGAUGUACCAAAUCCAGAUUUCCUGAAAGCAGACUUUGAAGAUGAUACUUCAGAAGCCAGGAAUUUCAAACUGAUUAGUGGCGGAAGGCCCUCUAGGAAAUGUGGCAUCAUGGCUAGUGGAAACCACCUGUUUUUCAAUGAGGAUGGAUUGCGCAUGUUAGAAACCAUAGACAUGGAUCUGUCUAAGGCCAGGUUUGUACAGUUUUUUUUGCGUUUGGGCUGUGGAAAAGCUUCCCCUGACACACGUUCCCAGCCUGUGCUGCUGCAAUUCUCAGUGAAUGGGGGAAUAUCCUGGAACCUUCUACAGAAAUUCUUCUACACUAAUAGCAGCAAUCAAGUUGAGCUUAUUGCUCUAGAGAUUCCACUGGAAGCCCGCACCACUGAAACUCGCCUACGUUGGUGGCAGCCAUAUGAAAAUGAUUACAUCCACAGUCCCUGGGUCAUUGAUAAGGUGGUGGUAGGUGGCAGUGCUAGUGGCUGGGGCCCUCUAGAGGAUAACUUCUCCACCACAGAUGAACGUUUGUGGCUUCUUCAUCCUGGUGGCACAUGUAUGCCUGUGUGUGGCUCCGAUGGCAAUGCCUUUGCUUUUAUUGAAAAGUCUAACACUCGCUAUGCUGUCACCACUGAUAUCAGUGUAGGUCAGGAUGCCUUGAUCCAAUUUGAUUUCUCUGCUUCCUGCUCGGUCACGUCCUCCUGCUAUUCGGUUGAAUUGGAGUACUCGCUUGAUCUUGGACUUACUUGGAAACCUCUAUUAAGAGACUGUUUACCCACACAUCCAGACUGCUCCUCCUAUACACUUCAAAGAAUAUUGGUGUCAGACACCUACAACAAAUGGGGCAGAGUUACCCUACCCAUCCCAGUCUAUGCCAGGUCUCAAGCCACACGAUUCCGAUGGCGUCAGCAAGCUCCAUUUGAUAAGCAGCAAACUUGGGCUUUGGACAAUGUCUACAUUGGAGAUGGCUGUCCUGAAAUGUGCUCUGGUCAUGGACACUGCAAGCAGAAUUCCUGUGUUUGUGACCCAGAAUGGGAUGGUGAGUAUUGUGAUGAAGCGAUAGUGCCCCUCCUGUCUCAGGUAAAGGACAGCUUUAGCCAUUCACCCUCCCCCAAUCACUGGCGCCUAUUAACUGGUGGAAAACUAAGUACAGUGUGUGGAGCUGUAGCAUCAGGUAGAGCACUGCACUUUAGUGGGCUUUGCUCUCGUCAGCUGGUAACUGUGGAUUUGAAUUUGACCAGCGCUGAAUUUGUACAGUUCUACUUCAUGUAUGGCUGCAUGGCACCCCCUAUCAACCGGAACCAAAGUGUUUUACUGGAGUUCAGCUUGACUGGAGGCAUCAGCUGGAGUUUACUGACUGAGAUAAACUAUGAUCAAUACAGCAAGCCAGGGUUUGUAAAUGUGCUGUUGCCUCCUAAUGCCCAAGCAGUAGGAGUGCAGCUCCGCUGGUGGCAGCCACAGCACGAUGGAGCAGACCGUGCAGACUGGGCAAUAGACAAUGUCCUAAUUUCUGGCUCAGAUACACAUGUUCAGAUUGCAGACACAUUUGGUGCAUUUGCACUGUCCAGUCAUGAGAGAUCUCCAUCUGAUGAAAUGCUGUUUGACCACAUUAGCACAGUAAGCCAAGAUGAAAUGAGCAGCAACAAAAGAGUAAGUGACUACUGGCUCUUCUCAGAAGAUUGCAAUGUACAACAAUUCUGCCUCUUCCCAGAUGAGGUAAUGGUAUGUGGCAAAGCAGAUGGCCAAGAGGUAUAUGCUGUUACACAUGACAUCAUCCCAGUCAAAGGCUGGGUCAUGCAGUUUAAGAUUGCUGUUGGUUGUAAUGUGCCAGAGAGACAUGCUGAAAGGCAUGUUCAUGUCCAAUAUUCAGUAGACUUUGGAGUCUCAUGGAAGUACCUGGUGCCACAGUGCCUUCCAUCUGACCCUCACUGUGGAGGACAAGUGUCCCAGCCCUCUGUUUUCUUUCCUGCAAAAGGCUGGAAGAGAGCUGUUUAUCCUCUGCCUGACAGCCUUACAGACAUACCUGUGCGGUUCCGGUUCUACCAACGACAUUCAGACACACAAUGGGCAGUAAGUAAUAUUUACAUUGGACCUGCAUGUGAGAACCACUGUGGAGGUCAUGGUGACUGUCUAGAUAGACGCUGCAUCUGUGACCCAGGAUUUUCUGGACAGAACUGCUAUGCUAAUUCAGUUUUUAAGGGAACCCUAAAGGAGCGUUUUGAAUGGGAGGGAUCCCAUGGUUUACAGUGGCAAAUUUUGGAGGGAGGUCAUCCAUGCACGGACUGCAGAGCACUGGUUGAGGGAAAAGCCCUGUAUUUUAGUGGUGCUAAUACUAGGCAGGCUGUUACCAGUGACCUUGAUCUACGUGGAGCCAAGUUUGUGGAGUACUGGAUCAGAAUUGGGAGUGAGGAAAAUAUGACUAUAUGCCAUUAUCGCUCUUGUAGAAAAGAGGUUGUACUAUUGGAUUAUUCCUCUGAUGGAGGUAUAUCAUGGACACUCCUUCAUGAGAUGGAUUUUUUGAAGUAUUUGACAAUAAGGAGAGAUUAUGUCAUGUUGCCUGAGGGAGCUCUGACCAAUGCUACACGCCUGCGUUGGUGGCAACCAUUUAAGGUGUCUUCAGCUUUGGUAACCCCCAAUCUUGACCGUGCUCAGUGGGCCCUAGAUAACAUUCUGAUUGGGGGCUCUGAAAUCAACCCCAGCAUGCUCCUGGAUACCUUUGAUGAAGAUGGUAUACCUCAUGAAGAAAACUGGAGUUUCUAUCCAAAUGCUGUGCGAAUAGCCGGGUUUUGUGGCAAUCCUUCCUUCCACCUCUACUGGCCCAACAAAAAACAGGAUGGAACCUUCAGCAUCUUGUCAACUCGAGAGCUAAUUGUCCAACCAGGAUACAUCUUGCAGUUCAAGAUUGUGGUAGGUUGUGAAACAGAAAGCUGUGAAGCUCAUCAUACAGUGCUUCUACAAUACAGAAAAGAUGCCAGGUCAGACCUUUGGCACUUGGUACAAUCUGCCUGCCUCCCCUCUUCAAUGAAUAAUGUGGGAUGUUCCCCUUUUGAGUUCCAUGAGUCCAGCAUCUACAGCCCAGUUAACAGCUUAGUUUGGACCAGAGUUACUUUGCAGCUACCUGACCAUGUCUCUUCUGGUGCAACACAAUUUCGCUGGAUUCAGAAAGAGGAAGCUGGUGACCGACAUGGCUGGGGAGUUGAUAAUGUCUAUAUUGGUGAAGCUUGUCCAGGUCUUUGCAGUGGACAUGGAUACUGCACUACUGGAGCGACCUGCCUUUGUGAUGAAGGGCACUAUGGAGAUGACUGUGCCCUGUGGAGCAGUGAUCUUCCUAAUUCUAUCAAGGACAAUUUUGAGUCUGCAUCUGAGGACAGCUGGAGUGUCAUUCAGGGUGGAGCUGUUAGCAACGGCUGUGGCCAGCUUUUCCCACAUGCCCAUGGGGACUCCCUAUAUUUUAAUGGCUGCAAAAUGAGACAGGCCAUAUCCAAACCUUUGGACCUGUCCAGAGCCAGCAAGAUCAUGUUUGUGCUGCAGAUUGGGAGCAUGUCACAGACAGACAGCUGUAACUCAGCAUUAAACCAGGCUGACACUGCUGACCGGGCUGUGCUGAUCCAAUAUAGUGUCAACAGUGGAAUCAAAUGGCAUAUAAUUGCCCAGCACCAGAAUAAAGACUUCAUCAAAGCCCAGAGAGUCUCCUAUAAUAUCCCCCUUGAAGCCCGUGUGAAAGGAGUGCAGUUGCGAUGGUGGCAGCCACGUCAUGGGGGUACAGGGAAAGACCAAUGGGCUUUGGACAAUGUGGAAGUAGUUCUAGUCAGCUCCCGUAAACAAAACUACAUGAUGAACUCUGCCAAACAGUCUGGUCUACACCACUACUAUAACCGGAAGAGGAGAGCAUUACUACACUUCACCUACUAGACAGUAGUCACACGUUAAAUGCUGAAACUUACAUUCGCUGAAUACACUAAAGCAAGUGCUGACAUAUUCAAAAUAAUUAUUUACAUUCCAUGAGUGCACAUGUUUUAUAAUUAAUGGUAUUGCAAUGAUAUGGACAAGGCCUGUCUCAAGAAGAAGAAUUUCACACACAUCUGUUUCCAUUUGUCAAAAAAAAUGCACUUCUAUCUUAAAUCCUGUAGCAUAUAAAAGCUAAUGCUAUACCAGUUUUGCUUGACUCACUUGAACCAGGGACUAUAUAUAUAGAUGCAAAUGCCGAUCUGAUGGGUCCAAACUAAUGGAUUAUAUAUAUAUAAUAUUUCAAAAGCCAUCAUUCUCUAUGGUUUAUAUGUUGCUUCCCUCAUGGAGCCCGGGAAGUCAACAUUUGUUGGUAUUACUAUAUUUAAUUUGUGGAGACACUUUAAUCCCUAACGAACGAUUUUUAAACGGUUUUUACUCUUUGUUAUUCAAAGAUUUUUUGAGCUUUGUUAUUUCAGUUCUUUAUACAAAAGAGGGAGCAAAAAAAAACACACUUAUAAUGAAAUAUAUUCCAAUAUAUUGUGUUUUAAUCUUAUAUUAAUGUGUUACAUAGAAACAUACACAAGCAAAAAUAAAGGUUGUUCCCAUAAAGCUCAUUCCAGCAAGAUCAUACUGGUUAACCCAUUUAACACCCACUUCAUAGACAAAUGGUAGUCAUGUUGUUUAGAAAAGUCAAUUUUUUAUACUUACUAAGGCUCAUCAGGUUUGUGAAGACUGCCCAAGAAUCCUAGGAUUUGUUUAUGAAGAAAAUAUGUACAAUUUUAUAAAUAACAGCAACAAAGAAGUUGUCUAAUCAUGCAAUCAUAAUAUUCAUUAUGAUUUUGCUAAAUCACAAUGCAAAAAACCUGCAAAUAUAUGUUAUUAAAUGUUCACCAUGGGGAAAAUCAGAAUGGUGAAAAAUGUGAUCCUAGUGAAUUUAACCAUGCCAUGGUUGUUGGUACCAGAUGCACCAGUUUGAAUAUUUCAGAAACUGCUAAUUUGCUGGGAUUUUCACAUAUACAAUGAAAUGGAAUGGUGUAAAAAGAAUGUUGCGAGAGAAAAAAAUCAAGUGAGCUUGAUCUGACGUAUUCUGCACUCCAGAAAAAAAAGAAAGAAAAUGAAUUAUUAUAAAUAAUUGUAUCAACUGUCCAUUACCCUUCUCUAUGUUCUGGAGAUUUAAGCCUUUUUUUUACCAAGAAUAUUUGUUUUGUUUUUUGGCUAGAAUUUAAAGUCUUUUAUUUUUUAAACUAUACUACUUAUUGCAUUCAUUCCACUACCUACUGUAAGUAGUGGCUCGGACCCUCUUUUGUCCCGAUCACCUCACUUCUAUUUGAACAUAAAGGGAUUCAUGUUAGCCAUAUAUUUAUCUACAUAAAUGCAAGCUGAAGGAGAUAAACUGAUUAUUAAGUCAGCUGUGAUUAUUUAUUUGUUUGUUUAUUUAUUUUGAUGGGUAGUCAAAAUGCAGGCUACAUUAAAUAUGCUUCAUGAGACAGGCCUCCUUGAGUCCUCACUCUUAUUCAUAAAACCUACUCAGAGGAAUCAAAGAAGUAGAAGAUGACAAGUUCUAGAUAAUGUCAAUAAAGAAUACAAUAAUAAGCAAUGGAAACAAAUUAAUUAAUUGAAUGACACUCAGUAACGUAAUUUCAUGCCUUAAAAUGACCAUUUAAGUCGUUGUUAAUAAAGUUGAGUAGAAUCCUGUCUAGGCUAAAACAAAAAAAUUUAGCAUGUGAUGCAAAUGUGUACUAAUGUUUUUGCUUAGGUUAAUUCAUUGUAUAGUCAUAAUCACUGUUUUGUAUUGGUAGAUCUGUUAUACAGUUAAUUGGGCUAGGCACAUGUCAUCAGUGUAUAAAUAUAUAUACUUUUAGUUAGAAGGACAUCUCAUUUGACAAAUAUGGUUGUGCCUGAUUCCUCAUGUCUUUGCUUCCUUUGCUACAUACAUUUUUUUCCUUAAUUCCUCAGAGGGAGGAUAUUAGAAGCAAGAAAAAAGAAACAUGAAGGUGCAAUAUCUAGUAAUAAACUAAAUUAAUUCCAUUAAGGUAAUUAUCACACUGUGAUGUUCUACCUGAUCAGUGAUGGUCAUUUGUGUUUAUAAUGGAUGUAGUGGACUACAAGUGAGCCUAUGCAGAGAGGACUAUUAAAUUAAGUAAAUAAUGAUGCAUAACAGUGAUUAUGACUUUGCUGUUUUGUGUUUAUGGAUUCUAUUUGUGAUGAUUUGAUGUGUGGUGCUCUGUUAAAGUGUUUUGUAUCAAUAUUAUAAUAAUUUUAUUUUGUGAUGUGUAUUUGAAUGUAAAGGAACAAAAUUAGUCCAUGAAACUCAGAUAUUUAUUGUAAAUGGUGCUCCAUGUAACCUAUAUAAAAUGCACACUGUAAGCAAUGCAUAUCUAUGGUAUAUUAUUGUUUUAUGAGAAAACUACCCUACCCACCAUAACCCCUUGCGAUGUCAUCUCACUCUAUAACUUCCGACUGAGAAUCAUAUUUGGUCAGAACUGAGGAUUAAGCAGCAUUCACAAGGAACACUAUUGUAAAAAAAAAAAAAAAAAAAGCACCACUACCAUUAAUUUUUGUGAGAAUGAUGCAUUGAGAGACUGCUUCCAUGAACACAUACCACUGUGUAAAAAGUACACUCUGCAUACAGUAGGAACAACAAAAAGUCAAAUAAUUCCAAAGGAAUACUAUUCAUACAUUAUAUCUGAACAUGUUUUUGUGGGAUAACAAAAAGUCCUAGUGAAUGCAUGGUCAAUAUUUGUGUGGGUGGCUUUGUAUGAGGUGAGUAGAUAGAUAGAUAGAUAGAUAGAUAGAUAGAUAGAUAGAUAGAUAGAUAGAUAGAUAGAUAGAUUCCUCUAUAAAAUGAAAAUAAAGAACCAUCAAAACAUUAAACAAAGUUUAAUUUCAUUUUGCAUUCCUUUUUCAGAACUCAUUUGAUCAUUAUAACAAAGAAUUUCACCACCUGAACCAAUUUUAGUUUUUAAAUAGUCCAUAGCAGAGUAGAAUUGCACAUGGGGUUACCUAAAUGCCAUUUCAGAUCUUAAUCUGUCUUAAUUUAAACAACCAGAGAA
Molecule: messenger RNA, 13762 nt
Organism: Tachysurus fulvidraco (yellow catfish)
Lineage: Eukaryota; Metazoa; Chordata; Actinopteri; Siluriformes; Bagridae
Gene: reln
Product: reelin
Exons: 65
Coding region: 258-10673 (3471 amino acids)
Biological process (GO): central nervous system development; neuron migration
Molecular function (GO): lipoprotein particle receptor binding
Source: RefSeq, a predicted model, not a curated record